Molecule: messenger RNA, 738 nt
Organism: Triticum turgidum subsp. durum (durum wheat)
Lineage: Eukaryota; Viridiplantae; Streptophyta; Magnoliopsida; Poales; Poaceae
Source: the annotation of a GenBank genome assembly
AUGAGAUCGCAGCAUUCCCAUCACCCCGGAUCGAUCCCCUCGGCAUGUAAAGCCUCGACCCGGUCCUCUCGAAUCCAUCCACCUCUCGAGCUCCUUCUCGAAAUCUCAAAGCGACCACAGCGCGCAAGUCGCAGCUUCAGUUUCAGUUUCAGAGCUCCGCUUCAGUUAGCCACCAUGCCUGCCCUCGCCAAGCCCGCUGCCCACCCCGCCAAGCCCGCCGCCGCGGCGCCGAAGCCGAAGCCAGCCGCCGCCAAGCCCAAGGCGGCCGCCGCUGGAGCCGCCCACCCGACCUACUUCGAGAUGAUCAAGGAGGCGAUCGCGGCGCUCAAGGACAGGACCGGGUCCAGCUCGGUUGCCAUCGCCAAGUACAUCGAGGAGAAGCACGGCAAGGCUCUCCCGGCCAACUUCAAGAAGAUGCUCUCCGUCCAGCUACGCGCCUCCGCCGCCAAGGGCAAGCUCGUCAAGGUCAAGGCCUCCUACAAGCUCUCCGACGCCGCCAAGAAGGACGCGCCCAAGCCCAAAGCCGCGGCGAAGCCCUCCAAGGACGCCGCCAAGCCCAAGAAGAAGGCGGCCGAGAAGCCCAAGAAGACCGCCGCCGCUGGCACCAAGCGCAAGGCGCCCGAGAAGAAAAAGCUGGUCACCAAGGCCAAGAAGUCGCCCGCUGCCAAGGCCAAGGCGAAGCCGAAGACCGUCCGCUCCCCGGCCGCCAAGAAGGCCCGCAAGGUCGCCGCCGCUUGA